Molecule: messenger RNA, 1773 nt
Organism: Hibiscus syriacus
Lineage: Eukaryota; Viridiplantae; Streptophyta; Magnoliopsida; Malvales; Malvaceae
Product: serine--tRNA ligase, chloroplastic/mitochondrial-like
Exons: 10
Coding region: 101-1669 (522 amino acids)
Biological process (GO): mitochondrial seryl-tRNA aminoacylation
Cellular component (GO): mitochondrion
Molecular function (GO): serine-tRNA ligase activity; ATP binding; tRNA binding
Source: RefSeq, a predicted model, not a curated record
UCUAUUUUUUCCGCGAGUAAAGAUGAUAACUUUCACUGAUAAAAAAAAUAAAAAUCGGCCGUCUCAUAUUAUAGAAGCUUGAGGGACUGAGGCGAAAGGUAUGGCGUUACAGUGUCGUUUAAGCGGGGCGACAAUCCAAUCCCUAAAAAUGGCGACGAUUCCAAUCUCACCUUCGUCCUCACGCUUUAUCUUCCGAACAACUCCACAAACCCUAAACCUCGCUUUAUUUUCCCGCCACACCCCUCCUAAAGCACCUCCCUUUUCUGUUCUCAUUAGAGCCCUUUCAGCUCAGGCCGUGGCUGCUGCUCCAGCGGCUGAAAUCUCUGAUAAUAAAGUUGUAAAGCCGCAAUGGAAGGCGGCGAUAGAUUUCAAGUGGAUAAGGGAUAAUAAGGAAGCGGUUGCUAAUAAUAUUAAGAAUAGGAAUUCAAAUGCAAAGUUGGAGCUUGUGCUUGAACUUUAUGAUAAAAUGUUGAAUAUCCAAAAGGAAGUUGAGCGGCUUCGAGGGGAAAGGAAUAAUGUUGCGAACAAGAUGAAAGGCAAAUUGGAACCUUCUGAGCGUCAAAAGCUCGUUGAAGAAGGAAAGAAUCUGAAGGAAGGACUAACGACUUUGGAAGAAGAUCUUAUCAAUUUAAGAGAUGAGCUUCAGCUUGAAGCGCAAUGUAUACCAAAUAUGACUCACCCGGAUGUUCCAAUUGGAGGGGAAGAUAGUUCAAAGUUGAGGAAUGUGGUUGGAAGCCCCCUUAGCUUCGACUUCCCUGUCAAGGAUCACCUUCAAAUUGGAAAGGAACUGGAUCUCUUUGAUUUUGAUGCUGCUGCUGAGGUAAGUGGUUCAAAAUUUUAUUACCUCAAGAAUGAAGCAGUGAUGCUGGAAAUCGCCCUUGUCAACUGGACACUGACAGAAGUCAUGAAAAAGAGCUUUACACCACUAACAACACCUGAAAUUGUCAGGUCAUCUGUUGUUGAAAAAUGUGGCUUCCAGCCUCGUGGAGAAAAUACGCAGGUUUAUUCCAUUGAGGAUAGUGACCAGUGCCUAAUUGGCACUGCAGAGAUUCCUGUAGGGGGUAUUCAUAUGGACUCAAUUGUUUCGGAGUCCUCUUUACCAUUAAAAUAUGUGGCAUUUUCUCAUUGUUUUCGUACCGAGGCUGGUGCUGCUGGUACAGCAACGAGGGGUCUUUAUAGGGUACACCAAUUCAGCAAGGUGGAAAUGUUUAUUUUGUGCAAACAAGAAGAAAGUGAUAUGUACCACGAUGAGCUUAUUAAAAUUGAAGAAGACCUCUUUUCAUCUCUAGGAUUGCAUUAUAAAACUUUGGAUAUGGCCACAGGGGACCUGGGUGCUCCUGCUUAUCGAAAAUUUGAUGUGGAGGCAUGGAUGCCAGGUUUAGGACGCUAUGGCGAGAUAUCAAGUGCAUCGAAUUGCACCGACUAUCAAAGCCGCAGACUUGGCAUUCGUUAUCGUCCAUCGGAAUCACCCACAACUUCCAAAAAGGGCAAAACAAACCAGGCUACUCCCAAGUUUGUUCAUACAUUAAACGCAACAGCGUGUGCAGUUCCGAGGAUGCUUGUAUGUUUGCUGGAGAAUUUUCAGCAAGAAGAUGGGUCGGUUAUUAUUCCAAAGCCAUUAAGGCCAUUCAUGGGUGGAAUUGAAGCUAUAUAUCCUAAAUCUAGAUGAGGAAGACAGAGUUAAUGUAGGUGUAAAGAAACACAGAUACAUCCACAAUUCAAGCAGUUAAAUUUCAAUGUUUCAUGAGACACUGGAUCUGGAAAGUUCGUGCG